Molecule: messenger RNA, 1478 nt
Organism: Corticium candelabrum
Lineage: Eukaryota; Metazoa; Porifera; Homoscleromorpha; Homosclerophorida; Plakinidae
Exons: 1
Coding region: 18-1478 (486 amino acids)
Biological process (GO): transmembrane transport
Molecular function (GO): transmembrane transporter activity
Source: RefSeq, a predicted model, not a curated record
GCUCUGUACUGAAUGCUAUGGAGUUGAGAACGAGGAAGCGGUUGACGUAUGUAGUCACUAGCAUCUACUUCUUGCUGGGAGGCGCAGAGUUUGCUGUCAUUCUUCCCACUCUCUAUCCCUACGUCAAAAGUCUCCAUGGAGACGAAUUUUUCUAUGGCGUCACUUUAGCCGCUUUUUGCAUAUCCAGUCUAUUUGCAAAUCCAGUGUUUGGUCACGUGGUCGACCGAAUGAAGAAAACCAAGUCGAUGGUGCUUGUAACAAAUAUGUUUCAAAUUGGAGGAAAUUUUAUGUAUUUUGUUGGGACGUCCAAGUAUAUGCUACUUGGUGGUAGACUCGUUACUGGAAUUGGAAUGGGUGGUGGGGUAGCAAUUUAUGCACAACUUGCAUGGAUGAGUACAGAGGAAGAACGAACUGCUGUGAUGUCAAUAGCGAUGGCUUGCCGACAGUUUGGGAUUCUUGCUGGUCCAGCUUUGAAUAUAUUUCUGAGAGAGAUAAACUUCCAGAUUGGGCCGUUCAAUGUUAAUCAGUUGUCAGUGCCUGGAUUGUUUCUAGCAGUGUUGUGGUGUGUAAUGCAGCUUGUUGUUAUUGUUAUGUAUUUUGAUCUUCCUCCGGUUCAGGAGGUUACAGUGUCAGACGAGGCAUCAACAGCAGACAAUGUUAACAUUUCAAAAAGUGCCCAGGAUGGAUCCGGAUUUGGCUACCAAUUUAAUGAUAUAUGUAGCAAUGAUUCAGAUUCUGACGUUAUGCCACUCUUGAGCACUAAAGCAUCAAAGUACCAAACUAUAACUACUUGCACAGACAGAGAGUCAAUAAGUCAGCAACACUCAAUCCGGAGAAGACUGACUAGUAUAACAGAUGAGUAUCUUCGUGAGGAGAUUGUAGUGCUGUUGGGCAUUAUCUUUAUCAUCUUCUUCAAUCAGUUGGUGCUUGAAAGUGUCAUUGUUCCAUUGUCUACGAAGUAUUUCGGAUGGAGUGCUGUUGAUAACAGCUAUUUCUACUGUGGAUCGGCUGGUUUGGCAAUGUCUGCAUAUGUAACUAUCCAGAGAGUUAGCAAACGAGUGUCUGAUCGUUGGAUCAUGGCUAUUGGUCUCGUGUUUGGGACUUCUGGUGUGUGUUUGCUCACUAUAUUCACUCCACAAAUGACACCAUUACAUGAUAUUACUAGAAAUACUAUCAUUGUUAUGUUUGCUUCUGCUUUCUUAACCCUCGGCUUUCCAUGUGCUUUGACUACUUCCACAUCACUGAUCUCUAAGCUUACCUCAAUGAAAAUGCAAGGAGUAACUCAGGCAAUUCGACGUAUUGUCUCAAAUUUUGGAAUCAUAAUGGGACCUUUGUGGUCCUCAGCCUUUUUUGGGAUGCUAAACAUCAUGUGUGGAGUUAUGCUUGGCUUGCAGAUAAUGAUACUUGCAAUGGUAAUUCUUUCAUUCAGGAAAUUGAAAGAAAAGUCAUUUUUAAAGCAGAACAAAGAUGAAGAUUAA